Molecule: messenger RNA, 1316 nt
Organism: Musa acuminata AAA Group (dessert banana)
Lineage: Eukaryota; Viridiplantae; Streptophyta; Magnoliopsida; Zingiberales; Musaceae
Product: protein CHLORORESPIRATORY REDUCTION 41, chloroplastic
Exons: 1
Coding region: 531-1199 (222 amino acids)
Source: RefSeq, a predicted model, not a curated record
ACGACACCCAAAUACUUCGUGUAUCGUUCACCCGAAUACUUCGUGCCAAAGUUAAUCAUCCAAAACCAGCUCCUUCACCUGCCAAUUAAAAUGAAAUAUCAUUAGGAUAUUGGCAUACCCAGCUCAAAAAUGUGCAAUGGCUGCUCCUUGCAGCCCAUUAACCACACAGAAAACAAGUAAUGGAUCCUGCAAUCAUCUGAUAUACUUAAAAGGAACAAUUUCAAUUUCAAAAUAAAUAACAGUCCAACUUAUUGCAACAUCAAAAUAGUUGGUAAAAAGGAAGGAUUUCAUCUUCCUAGUUUGUCAUGCUUGAUUUGUUGAGGAUGGAAGGGCCAUUCCAAUGGCAUCGCCUUGGUCCACACAAAGAAGGUAUGUCUAUGGGACAAUAACCCUUUCCUUAUCUCCACCUGUAUCGCAAAGCGCUUCUACCAAAUGGCGCCUCCUCCGCCUUCCAUCUUCACUCACAAAUAACCCUCUCCUCAGCUCCAUUUCCUCUUGCAAGGCGUUUCUCUCACCCUUCUUUCCGCCGAAUGGCCUCCUCCGCCUUCCAUCUCUUCCCGCCACCAAACUCCCGCCUUCCUCAACCCCACCCUUCCCGCCAAAAACUUCCCGCUACCCCAUUCCGCGGCCCCCGCUGCACCUCCUCCUCCCCUUCCAUUGGAAACCCUGACCCUGCCUCGGACUCGAAUCCUACCCUUGAAGCUAACCAAUCGGAGGAAUUGCCGGACCUCCCGCCGGCGGCCAUCACUACCUCCUUCGAGAUCGAGAAGCGGCGGAAGUCGGCGAUCCUCCGCGAACCCGGGCGGCAGUCCGGUCUGCAGAGACCGGAGCCGCCCAACUUCGAGAUCGGGUGGAAGCGGACCAAGGAGAUCAAGAUCGAGAAGCCCAAGGGGUGGGAGAUCGCGGACUUCCUGGAGAAGCUGGAGGGGCUGAUGGCGCGUGGGCGGUUCGGGACCGCGGAGCUGCUGGCGAAGACCGGGGAGAUCGUGGCGGAGCGGGCGCGGGAGGAGGCGGAGGUGCUGCAGGCCGGCGGCGAGGUGGAGGAGCGGAUGGUCACGGAGCUGCACCGCGUGCUGCGCCUCAUGGAGAUGGACCUGGCCAUGGUGCGGGCCGCCGUCAAGGAGGAGACGCUCGCGGAGCGGAUCGAGCAGGCCCGCGCCCGGUGCCGCCAGGCCAUCCUGGUGGCCCUCUCCUUUUGAAACAGAAUGAGGUUGAGAUCAGCAUUACCCAAGCGCGCAAACUGUUUGUUCAAAUGCUCGAAAGGGAGUGAGCUCGCUAUAUUGUUGUGAUGGAACGUAUAAUCAAUCACUUGAUCA